Messenger RNA from Trichoderma citrinoviride, 1008 nucleotides. RefSeq lists its product as hypothetical. The transcript is spliced from 2 exons. Bases 1 to 1008 code for a protein of 335 amino acids. Lineage: Eukaryota; Fungi; Ascomycota; Sordariomycetes; Hypocreales; Hypocreaceae. The record is from RefSeq and is a predicted model, not a curated record.
AUGAACUCAACAACCCUCACCUGCCCCGUCACGGGCAACCCCGACCUCUACGGCCUGGGCAUCCGCAUCGGCAUCUACAUCCAGAUGCUCACCGUCCAGCUCUCCGGCCUCGCCUCCGCCAUCCUGCGCACCGAAGACUCCCUCGGCCAGGGCACAAUUAUCUUCGUCCUCGCCACCGGCAUCGUCCUGAUCCGCCUCCUGCGCGCCGCCACCGACAUCCAGCCCGUCGAGGUCUUCCCCAUCCUCACCCUGCUGCUCGCCCAGGUCGGCGUCUGCCGCGUGCCCUACUGGAAGGGCCAGACCACGGCCCUCAUCUACGCCGUCGAGGUCGCCGGCCUCAUCGCCCUCUUCGCCUGGUACUGGUGGCACGGCAUGGACACCCUGCCGCGGAAGUGCCACGACGACAAGGCCUUCUUCUUCGCCAAGGUGAGCAUCUGGCAUUGGUUCCGCACCCUGAACAAGGUCGGAUCCGUGUUUGCCAUCAUUGGUGGCGUCGUGUCUGUGCUCUUUUAUCUCGGAGCCAUCAUCCUCUUCACCUUUGUCCGCGCCGCCAACUUCGUCCGCCGGUUCCGCGGCGAAACCGGCGGCGGCGGCUCCAAGGAAGAGGACAACCCCAUGGGCUACGGCCCGCUCGACUUCCUCGUCAACGUCGGCGCCAUUGUCUACGUCGAGAUGGCGCUCAAGUGGAACGACAUCUCGGGCGUCCACAGCCUCGCCGCGCCGGGGCAGUUUAUGCCCUUCUUCAUAUCGAUUGCGCAGCUGCUGAGCGUGUUUUACGGGAUUGGCAAGGCGGCGAUGGCCAUGGCUGGGGAGGAGGAGAGUUUGUCGGAUGCGGAGUUUGGUGAGUUAUGCCCCUUUGUGUCAACCUGGUGGAGGAUUACUGUGCUGACAGAGUUGUUGCUAGAUGAGGGAGAUUUGCCUUGUCCGCAUGAGGAGAAGGGGUGGCUGUGGUCGUAUAGGAGCCAGCACGAUUCGCUUCCCCUGGUUGUUCAGACCAAUGGCAAAUGA